Molecule: messenger RNA, 1950 nt
Organism: Dermacentor silvarum
Lineage: Eukaryota; Metazoa; Arthropoda; Arachnida; Ixodida; Ixodidae
Product: lysyl oxidase homolog 3A-like
Biological process (GO): peptidyl-lysine oxidation
Molecular function (GO): protein-lysine 6-oxidase activity; copper ion binding
Source: RefSeq, a predicted model, not a curated record
AACGAAGUUUCAGAACGAAGUAUUUCGAGCGGGUCGUGUGUGAACGGGGAGACUUUAUUGGCGCAGACCAAGCGGACCUGGUGAUUGACGAACACGAGGUGGAGCGGUCGGCCUAUCUGGAGGACCGGCAGCUGCUGUACCUGCAGUGCGCAAUGGAGGAGCACUGCGUCUCUGCUUCCGCCUAUGCGCUCAAGGCAGACCCCGGUUGGCUGUACGAGAGUCGGCGCCUGCUUCGCUUCACGGCGCGCGUGGCGAACGUGGGCAACGCUGAGUUCAUGCCCUUCCUGCCGAAGCACGCCUGGGUCUGGCACUCCUGCCACAUGCAUUACCACUCAAUGGAAGUGUUCGCUCACUAUGACGUGCUCGACACGGCCGGACAGCGUGUGGCUGAGGGCCACAAGGCGAGCUUCUGCCUCGAGGACAACGUGUGCCAGCCCGGAGUGGACAAGCGCUACAAUUGCGCAAACUACGGCGACCAGGGAAUCUCUGUCGGCUGCACCGACACCUACGCACACAACAUCGACUGCCAGUGGGUCGACAUGACCGACGUGCCACACGGACACUACACUCUCAGGGUGUCCAUCAACCCGGAAUACAAACUGGCUGAGAUGAGCUGAAACAACGCUGCUAUAUGCGACCUCAUCUACACGCCCUACGCUGCCGUCACAAACUGCACUCUUGGAAGGCCGUGAACUCGCAGCGACAACGAGAACGCUCCUUGCCCAAGAGGACGUGCAUCUCAAGGAGCGUCGAGAUAAAGUGGACACGUCAAUGUGCCUGUUCGGACUCCUCCGACCUACCACAUGACCGUUCAUUGGUUGGUGCUGCACUCAAGGUCCAAGUCGCAGCAAUGGUGUUUGCGGCAGUCGAGGAAAAAGGACAACUCGCGCCUGUGUGAAUGUUUUUUUUUCUUUUUGUAAAAAAAGUUACGACGGCAUCAGUCGCAGGGUCUACACGGCAGCAUCCUGGUAACGACGGAUGUGCUCGCGAGACCGUCUAGCGUUCUGCUUGACCGCCUUAAGGUACAGCGAUCAUAGCGAGCUGCAAGCGCAUUCAGCGGAAAGGACUCGAAUGAUAUAGCAUACCUCUACGUGUUCUAAUACGUUAGAUGGCUCUCAGAGUUACCUUCCUAAGUGUGCAUGCCACUUACACAACACUAGUGACCUGCAUGAUGACUUAGACAUCGGGGUGGGGACAGAUGCUCGGAUCAACAGAACCCCGUGAAUCGAAGUUCGUAACGACAUUUGUUUUUUCAUGCCUGUUGCGUCAAAAUAGUCUCCAGAACGGCGCUGCGACGCUGCUGACAAAUAUUGAAAAAAAAGAAUGAGCGCCGCAAGGUGACUGACAAUGACUGGCUGGACCGUGGAUGCCACAGGGUAUCCGGACGUCUAAUAAAUGUGGAAAGAAUGUGAGAUUGCUGUAGGCUUGCAAAGUCGCCAAACUAGGAGCUACCCCCCCCCCCUUUCAAGCCGACUUGAAAUCAAGCUCGGUUCAAUACUCAGGUUUGGCAGGGGGAUCUUCACCAACACCAAAUACAUCUUAGCGCUUCCUGUAACAUUGUCUCUGGUCGUGCCUGUGUGUUCUUAGCGGGAUAGUGCAGUCGACUUCUCGGGGAGCUAGGGCUUGCUACUGCCCAAUCCACCCACCCCUGGUCUGUUGUGAUUUCCUGUGCUAAGUUAAAAUUGAAGAGACAUAUAUUUACAUGAGCCCGUUUCAAAGGUCAAGUUAGGUUCAUAUACAUGCAGGCGCGGCUGAAAAUUAUGUAAGUGAAGUUAUUUAUAAUAAGGUUUGAUUCGCAAAUCGUUGAGAAAAGUGACCAUCCACAUACGCCACACAAGCAGUAGGCGCAUAGAUAGCCGCCUUAACACCACCACCAAUGACGAGCAACUGAAAGCUGAUAUGCUGAUGUUCAACGGCUACUUUAUGCCACCUGCUGGUACAGUAAUUGCA